AUGCCUUCGCCCGAGGCCAACCCAUUGCCUCCGAUGCACGCCCAAUCUGUCGAAAAAUCAAAAACAAAAGCCAUGGACAUGUCGGAUCCCCAAAUCCGCCCACAGCCAGGUUCAAGAAUGUAUCGUGAAGAACAAUCCACCUCUCUACCCUCAAGGCCAGAAAUCCAGCCAUCUUCAUCUCCUCUUCUCCCUGCUCCAUCUCUCGCUUCUGGCAGAUACAACCGCCAAAUGCUCGUGCCUCAAAUCCGACUUCGCGGCCAAGAAUUUCUGUUAGCCUCCAAAGUCCUUAUAGUCGGACUGGGAGGGCUCGGCUCACCCGCUGCACUGUACUUAGCCGGUGCAGGAAUCGGUACAUUGGGUCUUAUGGAUGGCGAUAACGUGGAAAUCAGCAAUCUUCAUCGUCAGAUUGUCCACACCGAAUCUGCUGCACGACUGGGUCAGAGCAAAGUCCAGUCUGCGGCCGCAAGAUGUCGAGAGCUGAACACGGAUAUUACCUACGUCUGCCACGAGGAAUCGGCCAGUGCGAGCAAUGUUCUGGACAUCGCGGCACAGUACGAUCUUGUGCUCGACUGCACAGACAACCCCGCAACGCGCUAUUUAAUCUCUGACGCGUGCGUGGUGCUGAGGAAAGUGCUUGUUAGCGGUGCGGCACAAAGGGGUGAGGGUACGCUCAUUGUCCUCAACUCCCCCCCUACUUCCUCCGAAGGAGACGAGAAGGGACCUUGCUAUCGCUGUGUAUUCCCUCGUCCCCCAGCCCCGGAAACGGUGCGAGGGUGCAGUGAGGUUGGGAUUUUGGGUCCUGUCGUCGGCAUGGUAGGGACUUUGAUGGCCGGCGAGGCUAUCAAGAUAAUCACAAGCGGCGGCCAUCUCUGUCGUCAAGACACAGCAGGAGAGCGUCUGGAUAACACGGGAUCUUCGGUGGAAACGUCUGGACAAAAGAAAAUACACACCAUGCUUCUGUACGACACCUACACCGCCGAUCCACGAAAUAUGUUCCGCACGCUCCGCCUCCGAGGCCGGCGGAAAGAUUGUGUCGCAUGCGGCGAUGACGAGGCUCUGGCCACUAAAGGUCUGAGCAAGAUCACAGCAGAAGUGAUCUCGGCCGGGAGACUGGACUACCAAGCAUUUUGUGGCGUUUUUGAAGGCCACAAACUUCUCGACAUGAAAUAUAGAGUCCACGCAAGAGACUUCCUACGCGAGCACGCCAAGGUCGGAGCACAGCAGGACCAAAGAGGUAAAAGAAACAGCAGGCCUAUUGUGGUCGACGUGCGCGAGGAACACGAGUACGAACUCGGCCCGAAGGUUCGGGACAGUUUAAAUAUACCCCUUUCGAAGAUUCUAAGGCAGGGAAGCGAUGCCUUUGCUGUUCUCGAAGCUGGACCAGAGCUUAGUCCCUCUAAUGUAGUGGGACCAGACGGAGGCAUGAUCGAUCAAGAGUCACAUGUCCCUGUGGCCAGACGGCAUGACAGUUACCCCGGGAAGCCAAUAGGCCAGUCCGAUGAGAUACCACCGAGCCCGGCAAGAGAGCUAGCAGACGAUGCAGGGUUCAUUAAUCAAGAGUCACACAUACCUGUGACCAGAAGGCAUGACAGUUACCCCGGGAAGCCAAUAGGCCAGUCCGAUGAGAUACCUCCGAGCCCAGCACGAGAGACAGACGACGAUACUGGCGAAAACCUCCAGUUUCCGCCAGUGUAUUUCGUGUGCCAACGCGGAAAUGACAGUCAACUCGCAGCAUCGAAACUGAUAGAAAAAGUUGACGCCGAAGCAGCGGCAGGGCAAGAAGCCAUACGGAAAAAGAAGUGGGGCUGGAUAGGUGAUAUUCAAGGUGGCCUCCUUGCUCUAGAAAGACACGCAAGGACAAUCCUUUAA
Messenger RNA from Fonsecaea erecta, 1869 nucleotides. RefSeq names its product molybdopterin biosynthesis protein MoeB. Gene Ontology annotation, biological process: tRNA wobble position uridine thiolation; protein urmylation. Gene Ontology annotation, molecular function: URM1 activating enzyme activity; thiosulfate-cyanide sulfurtransferase activity; nucleotidyltransferase activity. Gene Ontology annotation, cellular component: cytoplasm. The coding region runs from base 1 to 1869 and encodes 622 amino acids. NCBI's taxonomy places the organism in Eukaryota, Fungi, Ascomycota, Eurotiomycetes, Chaetothyriales, Herpotrichiellaceae. The record is from RefSeq and is a predicted model, not a curated record. The transcript has a single exon.